GCGAAACCUGCAUCAUUCUCAGCCCAUCUCAACCAAACAUUCUCAGCCCACCACUACUAUCAUCCCUGCAGCCAUCAACGGUCACCUUCAUAGCUCCGGCCAUCUGUCCGGCGCCGGCGCCGGCAACACAAUGGUCACUGGAGAUGCUCAGCCGGCCGGAAUCCUUCUUGGGGCCCCGCUGGAGUUCAUAGCCAAAUCCAAAGCUCUCGGCCCGCGGCCAUUUCCGUCCACCUCAUCCGAUAAUCUUGCCGGAGCAGAGUUGCUUUCCACCAGAAAUGCUGUCUCGGAAGUUUUGUAUGUUCGUGAAGAUGGGGUGACUACUAUGGCCCCUAAUUCGGUGUCCAUGGCCCAACCCAACGGACCCCCUCCGAAAGUGAUGACACCACCGUCGGGCAACCCAACGAACACCCCCGCCGCAGCCGGGACCCUUCUGGCCACACCCAAUAGGCCGCUCUCCUUCUGGAAGGCUAUUACAGGAAGGAGAGAUGGCGGUUCUGGAGUACCAUAUCCGACGGCCAAGGAGUUCACCCUUGACGGGGAAUACGAGCAUGCUUGCGGCUCCAUCAUCCGCUCGGAGGGAAACAAGGUGAAG
Striga hermonthica is the source of this 592-nucleotide messenger RNA. The record is from the annotation of a GenBank genome assembly. NCBI's taxonomy places the organism in Eukaryota, Viridiplantae, Streptophyta, Magnoliopsida, Lamiales, Orobanchaceae.